Scatophagus argus is the source of this 1470-nucleotide messenger RNA. It is a transcript of the gene ska2, whose product is annotated as spindle and kinetochore associated complex subunit 2. Gene Ontology annotation, molecular function: microtubule binding. The coding region runs from base 169 to 840 and encodes 223 amino acids. NCBI's taxonomy places the organism in Eukaryota, Metazoa, Chordata, Actinopteri, Scatophagidae. Gene Ontology annotation, cellular component: outer kinetochore; spindle microtubule. The record is from RefSeq and is a predicted model, not a curated record. The transcript is spliced from 7 exons. Gene Ontology annotation, biological process: chromosome segregation; mitotic cell cycle; cell division.
AUGUGGUAAAUAUAUUUUUAAAUAAAGUUUGUGUCUCUAAAAAAAUGCAGCGAAACAGCAAUAUGGCGCAGACAGGCGCUCUCUUCUCACACAGCUGCCCAAUCGACUACCUCCUUUCCUGACAGCUGGCCAAUCGCAGAGCUUGCAUCAGGUUGAAAACUAUUCAACAUGGAGACAACAGUUGAAAAGCUGGAAGCGAUGUUCCUGAAGUCAAAGGCAGACCUGGAAUACAUUGACAAGCGACUGAAGCUGGACUUCAUCAACACUGCGGAGAAUGGAUGUCCUGAGGAGAAUCUGGCAAUAAUGCUGGAGAAUCUGAGAGUCAUCAAGGCCAAACACACAGUGCUGUGUUCUCAGGUGAAGGAGAUCACAGCUGCACAGAAAGAGUCAAUGGACUCCAUCAGAAACAACCUGAGCAGUGUCAUGGAGCUGAUCCAACACUUCCAACAGAGUACUGAUGUGGAGGUUGAGCCACUGACAGAGUCAGUGCAAGAGUCAGCAGAGUUCCUGAUUUCAACUUUGAUUGAGAACACAACAGAGGUGCCUCCUGUUGCAGUAGCUUCUGACCAUCAGCGGCUAUCAGACUGUGAGUGUGAGGGACUGAGUGAAGCACUUUUAAAAAUGGUUCCUCUCAGCAUACGCUCAAACAUAAAACUGGCUGACCUCAAUGUCUUCUACAAGCAGCUUCAGCAGCACUUCAGCAAAGACAACAGUCAUUCCAUCAGUGUGCAGAAGAUGAAGCAGUUGAAGAUGAUAGUGAGUGAUGCACAGCUGAAGGUACUGCAGCAUCUCUCUUUAAUUGAUGUGGACAUGAAAGGCCAAAUUCGUCUUAUUAUGUGAUAUGGAUUAAUAACCAGAGACUACUUCCACACCUCAAGUGUGGAGGAUAAGCAUUCUGAAGAGGCUUUGGGUACACAGCCAGACCAAAUGUACAGUAUCUAGACCACCAGAUCCUUGCCUAGAUGUUUGCCCACAAGAAUAAGUCAUAUUUUUUAGCCAAGAUGCUGUUUACUGUUGCAUUUUAGAUCUGUGUUCUGUUAACCUUCACUGUAGCCUUAGUAUUAUUUUCAGGGGCUGUUAAGUUGUCUUUGUAGUCAUUUAUCUGCCAUAAUGGACAUGGAUUUGUUAUUGAACUUCCAAACAUUUUUGGUACCGACCAAAAUGUGACAAUUUUUCAAUACUAAGUACUUAAAACUGUCUUAUAAUGAAAGAUUACACCUAAUGUCUAGUCAGAUCAGAUAUUCCAGAAGAAUUUAAUUUGGGUAUCCAUGCAAGUUUGUGAACAUUUCAUACCCAAACACUGUUGUUUGUUUUAAGUGACAUCUACUAUUCUUUUCUCUUACAGCUGAUAUAUUUAGUCAUUUAAGUUGUGAUGAAAGCAUGGGCAUAUGGUGUUGAAAAUUCUUGAUAAACAUCUUUAUAGAAAUCAUUGUUAAACAGACCAAGUAAAAUAAAAACUUUUACAAACAA